This is a messenger RNA of Dioscorea cayenensis subsp. rotundata (Guinea yam), 1220 nucleotides long. RefSeq lists its product as uncharacterized. The transcript is spliced from 10 exons. Lineage: Eukaryota; Viridiplantae; Streptophyta; Magnoliopsida; Dioscoreales; Dioscoreaceae. The record is from RefSeq and is a predicted model, not a curated record. The coding region runs from base 68 to 880 and encodes 270 amino acids.
AAUUAGAAAAGCAAGCAGUGAAUUUGAAACCCUUGUACUCUGCUCUUUCUCCUCCUCCCUCAGAGCAAUGGGAUGCCCGAUGCUGAAGAUCGCCUUCUUCUUCCAUCUCUUCUUCUCUUCCGCGCUCUGUAUUUCUCGAGAUUCUCAGGGAUUUGAACAAGCCUCUGGGGCCAGAACUUUGACACAAGAAAUUCCACAUAAUCAUGAAGUGCAUUGUUCUAGAGAAAGGAGUAGGGUAGCCUGGCAGAUUAUUGAAGAGUAUUUAAUGCCCUUUGUGGAUCAAGAAGAAUAUCAACUUCCAAGCAAGUGUAGGCUUCAUCCCGAUAAUGACAUGUUCCGUGAACAAGAGCAGCACAAGGUUCAUGUGGACACAAAUGAAUGGCGGUGUGGGUUCUGUAAGAAAAGCUUUCGUGCAGAGAAGUUUCUUGAUCAGCACUUUGAUAACAGACACUAUGUUUUGCUAAAUAAUACUCAUGGUCGAUGCUUGGCGGAUUUAUGUGGAGGUCUCCAUUGUGACCAGAUGAGUGAGUUCAAGAAGGCCAAGAAAUGCAAUCCCGCUGCUGUUGCAAGGAAUCGCCACCAAUGUGAGGGACUUGCUGAUAGUUGUUUUCCUGUUAGUCAAGGACAAUCCGCAAGUCAUCUUCAUGAACUGUUCCUCCGUCAAUUUUGUGAUGCUCACACAUGUAAUGGGAAGCAAAAACCUUUCUCCAGAGGCGGCAAGAAGCAGUCAAGUGUAUUUUACCUUGCAAUUUGUGUGCUGACACUGAUGUUGCUACCUGUAUUCUAUCUCUUGGUUUUCUUGCACCAAAGAGAAAUGAAGAAGGGAAUACAGGAUUUGAAACGCAUUCCAAAAGCAGGGCGCAAAACAAAACCUUCCUAGUUAGAUUGCCAUCAUCUUGAAGCAGACACUAUUUUUUUUCUGGAUGAUCCUCAAGUUUUCCUCAAGAGAAAGGUUGACAUUGAUAUAAUCUGCACAUUUAUAAGGGUUAAAGUCUGAAGUUUGUUCACUGUUCCUGCACUCUUGACCUUUCAAUUACUUGGAGGACAUCAUCAGCUUUACAAGAAUGUAGACAAUCAAAAAGAAUAUCCUCACCCCAAACUGUACUUUAGCAUUGUACUACUCUUAUUAUUUGUGAUAUUAUAAUUAUUCUGGGAUUAGUGUUUGGAAAAUAAUGGUCAAAUAAACUUUGAAGUGUUUACUAAGGAGUAUUUGUGAGAUA